Siniperca chuatsi (mandarin fish) is the source of this 5405-nucleotide messenger RNA. RefSeq names its product coactivator-associated arginine methyltransferase 1 (gene carm1). The record is from RefSeq and is a predicted model, not a curated record. Gene Ontology annotation, molecular function: protein-arginine N-methyltransferase activity. Gene Ontology annotation, biological process: peptidyl-arginine methylation. The transcript has 16 exons. Bases 79 to 1824 code for a protein of 581 amino acids. NCBI's taxonomy places the organism in Eukaryota, Metazoa, Chordata, Actinopteri, Centrarchiformes, Sinipercidae.
CCGGUCUGCCUCCAGCAGAGAGAGCAGUGCGUGGUUGGAUGUGAGCGCCACCGACCUGUCUCUACUUCUAGAUCGAAGAUGGCGGUCUCGGUGUUCCCCGGCGUGCGGCUCCUCUCGAUCGGAGACGCGAAUGGAGACAUACAGCGACACUCAGAGCAGCAGCCUCUGCGGUUAGAAGUCAAAAGCACACAAGAUGCUGCCCUCAUCAAUCUCUCCAAUGGAGAGGAGGCGAGUGUGUUCAAGUGUUCAGUUUCCAGGGAGACGGAGUGCAGCCGCGUGGGGAAGCAGUCAUUCAUCAUCACACUGGGCUGCAACAGCGUCCUGCUGCAGUUCUCCUCACCUGCAGACUUUCAGUCCUUUUAUAACGUCCUGAAGAACAGUCGUGGGCAUCUUGGUGAGCGCUCAGUCUUCAGUGAAAGAACAGAGGAGUCCUCUGCUGUACAGUACUUCCAGUUUUAUGGCUACCUCUCCCAGCAACAGAACAUGAUGCAGGACUAUGUUCGGACAGGAACUUACCAACGGGCUAUUCUCCAGAACCACACCGACUUCAAGGAUAAGGUGGUGCUAGAUGUCGGUUGUGGUUCAGGGAUCCUCUCUUUCUUUGCAGCCCAAGCUGGAGCCAGGAAAGUCUAUGCUGUGGAGGCCAGCACCAUGGCACAGCAUGCCGAGGUGCUGGUGAACAGCAACCGUCUAGGGGAGCGUGUGGUCGUCAUCCCGGGGAAGGUGGAGGAGGUGACGCUGCCUGAGCAAGUUGACAUCAUCAUCUCGGAGCCCAUGGGCUACAUGUUGUUCAAUGAGCGCAUGCUGGAGAGCUACCUACAUGCCAAAAAGUUCCUCAAACCCAACGGUAAAAUGUUCCCAACUAUUGGUGAUGUCCACCUGGCCCCAUUCACAGACGAGCAGCUCUACAUGGAGCAGUUCACCAAGGCCAACUUCUGGUACCAGCCCUCCUUCCACGGUGUAGACCUCUCUGCCCUGCGGGGGGCAGCAGUGGAUGAGUAUUUCCGUCAGCCAAUUGUGGACACAUUUGAUAUCCGUAUUCUGAUGGCUAAGUCGGUCAAACACACAGUCAACUUCUUGGAGACCAAAGAAGAGGAUCUCUACAGGAUAGAGAUUCCCUUUAAGUUCCACAUGAUGCACUCAGGCCUGGUGCAUGGCCUGGCUUUCUGGUUUGACGUGGCGUUUAUGGGAUCAGUGAUGACAGUAUGGCUGUCCACAGCACCCACAGAGCCUCUCACCCACUGGUACCAGGUGCGCUGUCUCCUGCAGUCUCCCCUCUUCACCAAGGCUGGAGAUACGCUGUCCGGCACUGCACUGCUGGUGGCCAACAAGAGACAAAGCUACGACAUCAGUAUUGUUGCCCAGGUGGAUCAGACAGGAUCAAAGUCCAGCAAUCUCCUGGACUUGAAGAACCCCUUUUUCAGGUACACAGGCUCCACCCCAAACCCCCCUCCUGGCUCACACUACACCUCCCCAUCCGAGAACAUGUGGAACACGGGUUCGGCCUACAGCAUGAGUCAGGGGAUGGCUGUAUCAGGGAUGCCUGCAGCUUAUGACCUCAGUACAGUCAUCGGCAGCGGCCCGUCAGUGUCUCACAACAACCUCAUCCCCCUGGUGAACACAGGAAUUGUAAACCACACCCACUCCAGGAUGGGCUCCAUCAUGAGCACAGGAAUUGUCCAGGGAGCCACUACGGGCCAGUCAGGCCCCAGCAGCAGCGGUACUUACUAUCCCGUCACCAACCAGUUCACCAUGGGGGGUGCUGCCAUCUCCAUGGCCUCACCUAUGGUCAUCCCCAGCAACACCAUGCAUUACGGCAGUUAAGACGAAGACCUCACAAAGACCUCUUCGUCCUCCCCGCCCCCGCAUGACAAGAGAUCCCCAACCCCUCCCAGUGGAGCCCCACAGUCCGCCCCCACCCUUCAAACCCUGACUGAUCCACCAACCGCAGCCAAAACCAAUAUACCAAAACCAGUGCUGUGCUGGCACUUCAUCAUUUUGUUCGUCAUCCUCAUUCUACUCUGUUCAGUCCAUCACUAAAUGAACGGUCAAACGUCCUUGUAUCCGUCCAGACUCGUCUUGUUAACAGAUGAAACCUCUUCCCCUCCCCCUCUUUGAUCCAUUGGGAUUGUAACACGUGCACAGCUGAGAUGCACUGCCGUUAUCAUCUAUCCUCUUCCUGGGUUUCCACCCUCCUCCCUCAAUAUGUAUCUCAAUCCCUCCUCUCCCCUUCCUAUGGCCGUUUUUUAAAUGUGUCAUGAUGACCCAGAAGUGUUUCUUCAAACCCUUCCUUCCCUAAAAAUGAACUCGCUGCCAGAUACCAGCAUCAGUCCGUUCCUACAAUUCUCCACACCUGUUUAUCAAACUGAAGCUUUUCAUUUGUACAGUAGGACAUUUUCAUCGUCAACACUCAUCUCUGGGCUGCCAUCUUGGCUUUUCAUAUCUGAUCCAAUCUUCAAGGCCCCUCCGCACUUCUCUCAAGAGACUGACUCAUGCCACAAAACAGUUCCUUUAAAUCACAAAACAACAUAUUUUCCCUGCUUGCCACUAGUCAGUCUACUCAUGCAGACAGUUUUGGUUUUAGACAGAUGCAGAUUUAUCAGAGAACUGAAACCAUCUACAUGCCUAGGCACCCUAGUAGAAAAUAUGCUUUUUUUUGUGAUUUGGACAAACUGACCCUCUAAGUUCUGCUUAUUACCCAAUGUGUGGUUCAACUGAAAAGCAGUGGUGAAGCACUAGGAUUCACCUAAACAUCAAGAUUUGGGAGAAUGGCUUGGUCACCUUCCAUGCUGAGUAAUGAGAUAAAUAGGCACUGUAAUCAUCUGUGUGUCUGCUGUGAUUGUAUGUUCCAGUCCUCUUUGCUAUUAUUUCAGCAUACACUGCAUUGACUGGAAGUGGGCUCCAUGCUAGCAUGUUGGCGUACAUCACAUCAAUAGUUAGCCGAUAGUUAGCCUCAUGGUAACACAUGGUGAGAUGCUGUUGCGUAAAGGAACAGAUCUGAUAUUUAUACUGUAUUUUUAAAGCUGCAUGAAUUGAUAUUUUUGACCACUUGGGGACAGGAGAACAAGAUGUAAACACAGCACUGAUAUAUCACCUCAUAAAGUUGUUACGGUGAACGUGCUAGCAAACAGUUAUUUACUCAUCUAGCACACAUGGAGAUAUAUUCUGAUCACCAGACAAACGUAAGUCCAAUAUUCACCCUCCUUUGAGCUUUGUUUUGGUCUCCAACUCCUGAGAAAAAUAUCUGGCUCUUCAGCUAGUAAAUGCGCUUCUAUGUUCACCAGAUAGUUGAUAACUUUUUCUAUCUGCUGUUUGGUGCUAGGCAGGUAGCGUACAGUGGGUUUAUCAGAGCUUUUUCACUGAGAACAACUGCCUGCUUCUGAUGGAAACAAGGUUGAUGAAAGUGCUGAGUGAACCAAAACAGUACAUUUGUGGGCCGUAUCAAAACAACGAGCUGAAAGAUGCUAAAAAAGCUACAUAGAGCUGAGGGGAACUGCAGUGUUUGGUGAUAAUUUUCUUUGGGUUCAUUACUACGAGUGACACCUUUCACAUUACACAGUCAUUUGAUCCGUUGUUAAUCUAAAAAUAUUGAUUAGAGCAGCUUUAAAUAUGCUUGUACAUCUUACCCGUGAUGUGGUUAGCCUAGCUAAGCUCAAUGGCUAGAAGAAAUAUACACCUCCCAAAAACUUUAAAGCUGUCUUAAGCUUUAUAUAUUGUUUAUGUAAUAUGUAAAAAUAAGACUGUAAAAGAGAAGUUUUCGGGGCAGUAUACCAGAGGCAUUUUUUGACUAACGACAGCUGGGUGCCAUGUCUGCACGCAGCAUCUCGAAAGUCCUGUCCUCAUACUGGGGUUGCCAGGUUUGAGCACCGUCCAAAGUGAGCAGAAAGCCAGGUGACACUUUUUAUCUUCUCUUACAACAAAUUAAUAAAAGGAGUUGUUGGAAGGUUUAUUUUGUCUGACUUUUGAAAGAGCUAGGCUAACCUUGCCACAAACCUUAGCACUGAGAUAUAUGUCUGUACUAGUUUACCUACUGAAAUUGGAUUGGGUCUUUUCAUCUGUGGGUUUGAUGGCAAACAAGCGUAUUUCCUAAAAUGUUGGCGCUGCUACAGGUUAUAAUUCUCUCACUUCUGAGGUAGGGUUAUGGCCUCAGAAUGCUUCAACUAGGUCGUAUGAUGUGUUGUAUGAUCACAUCUAAAGGGGUAAGUGUUUAUAGCUGUUCUGAAUGGCCACACCUGUCAUAGCCUCCUUGUGGCUGCAUCCCACUCCCUCCCUGAUCACUGUCUUUGUGGUUUCAACGUACUGAAUCGUACAACACUUUCAGUCUCUCCUUAAAAGCAUUCUUGGUGUUGUCCUUAGUUGUACACACAAAAAGUGACAGUAGUAGUUGUGUGAAUAUAGAGAAGUUCAAACCCGGUUUUUGUGUGUUUUUGAUACUCAACAUGGAAGGUGACCAAUGGGACAAUCUGCCUAAAACUUUGUCUCUUUGUUAAAGCUACUCCUGUAAACCUGAAACACGCCUUCUGCUGCUCCCAUUGCCUGUUGUCUUCACCCAAUACCCAGUUUUUAGCUGAGAGGACAUUGCAGCAGCUCCUCCCCAGCCAGUCUUUCAGUGAGCCAGAUUGCUCUGGCAGUUGGAAGAGGAAGAUUAGGAGAACGCACCACUAAGGACCAAUGACCCAGGUGGCAGCCAGCUGGCUGCCGGAAUAAGAAAAGCUGUGCUGGAUUGGCAGCGUCCUAGUUUACAUCCUCGCUUUUUCCCCUGCUUCUCCUCCCAACCUCCUUUGAGACUGAGAGACUGUCACAAUGAGACUUCAAUGUCGAGGCGUGGGAGACAGGGCCACCUCCCUCCUCGUCUGUUCACUAUGUAUGACCUCCAACAUAUCAUGCCCCCAACACACCCGACACCCUCAUCCCCUUUUAUCAGUCAAGGAGAGAAAGACUGACACAUGUAUGCAUUGCUUCCAGUGUCACAGCUGUUGGACUUGGUUUAUUUGGAAUUUAUGAGUUAGCAAGUUUUAAGAGAGCUGAGAAAAAAAUGUCUCUUUGUAGGAUUAACCUUUUUUAUCUUUAUUUUGUUUUUUCUUUCACAAAAAAACAACAAACAAUGAAAAAAAGAGAGCAAAUUAAAUGUGGUGGAGAUGUUCCAAAACCAUCCUGGAAUCAGGUGUUGUAGUACUUUAAUUUGUUCCCUCUAGUUUGUUAAAUAGACUGUGGACACACCAGAUGUUUACCAUGUGGUAGCUAGCCUAUAGCGAUAUGUCCCUUUUGUCAUGGAAUCAUUGCUCUGUGUAGUCAAUAGUGGCAUCCACUUUUAUCAUGGAAAAGUGUAUGAGGAAGACUGUGUGUCAUGUUCUGUCAUUUCUGUGUGUUGAGCAACCAGUAAUAACACCUUUCUCACUGUCUGA